This is a messenger RNA of Haliotis rufescens (red abalone), 7200 nucleotides long. RefSeq names its product ras-related protein Ral-A-like. Gene Ontology annotation, molecular function: GDP binding; GTP binding; GTPase activity. The record is from RefSeq and is a predicted model, not a curated record. Lineage: Eukaryota; Metazoa; Mollusca; Gastropoda; Lepetellida; Haliotidae. Gene Ontology annotation, cellular component: plasma membrane. Bases 179 to 826 code for a protein of 215 amino acids. The transcript has 6 exons. Gene Ontology annotation, biological process: Ras protein signal transduction.
AGCAUUCAGUCGAUAGUGCUCGCCAUUUCCACUUCGGGAAAGUUAAAGUCUAAUGAAAAGAGUUGUACACUUAAGUGAUAUUUUAAACCGCUCGCUGGUUAUAAACAGCCUUUAAAGGUCACGAGGCUGUUCAAUUUUCAUCUGUUGGCCAAAGAAAACCCGGGACAAUCGAGACAUCAUGUCGAAGGCUAAAACGCAGCAACCGGCGGUGAUACAUAAAGUCAUCAUGGUUGGAAGUGGAGGCGUGGGAAAGUCAGCAUUAACAUUACAGUUUAUGUAUGAUGAGUUUGUAGAGGAUUACGAACCGACAAAAGCCGACUCGUAUCGAAAGAAGGUAGUCCUGGAUGGAGAGGAGGUGCAGAUUGACAUCCUAGACACUGCCGGACAGGAGGACUACGCAGCAAUUCGGGAUAAUUACUUUCGUAGUGGGGAAGGUUUUCUCUGUGUCUUUUCUAUCACGGAGCAAGAAUCUUUUCAAGCCACGGCAGAAUUUAGAGAACAAAUUUUACGAGUGAAAAAUGACGAAAACAUUCCAUUCCUGUUGGUUGGGAACAAGUGUGACUUAGAGGAGAAGCGACAAGUUAGUAACGAUGAAGCCACAAAACGGGCCCAGGAAUGGAAGGUGGUGUACGUGGAAACCUCAGCAAAGACAAGGACAAACGUGGACAAGACGUUUUAUGACCUACUGCGCACGAUGAACAAGUUCAAACAAGAAAAGCGAUCUGGUAAAAGUAGUUCUGGGCCUACUAAACAGAAGGCCGAGAAAAAGACCGGUGACAAAAAGAAAACUAAGAAACAGAAGAAAAAGAAAUGUGUUCUUAUGUAACACUGUUCCACUUUUGGACCGACGCCAUGUAUUCUACGAUUUGAUGAGGGAGAUUCGCUCACGGAAGAUGGAAGCAAGUCGACAGAAUAAUGGCAAACAGAAGAAAAAGAAAGACAGUCGCAAAAAGAAAUGUGUAAUUUUGUAACCAACACCCCUCGUUAUAACUCUCCCCAACUGUGCAAAAGACAUCUCCACAUCAACGCCCAAACUAGGGGCUCGGAAAUCAGCCACACUGUGUCCAGGCAAGUCUUCUGGACCUGGGGUUAGUGAAAGACCUAGGAUGGCCGUCAACAGUUGGCGUAUGUCCUAGGACUGUCCCUAACCCAGGCAUCUGUUCACAGACACAGCGUCACUUUUUCAGGAACAGUUUCUGAACAUUUGAUUGGAAACAACGAUGUGUUUUGAUAAUUAGAGAAAUGCUGAGGGGACAUUGGAAACAGCAUGUCAGGAUUCGUGCUAACCUGUAUGUUUUAAUAAUGUUUUAAACAAAAUUUGAAUGUAAAGAUCGGAAUAUUUUCAAGUUUGAAAUUGUUACAUUUGUUUUCGUGUGUUGAUAAUUACCGAGUAAUGAAUAGAAAGAUUGAAAUGUAAAGUGGAAAGUCUGAAGGACCUUUUGUAUGCUUCAUUAUAUUUGAUAGGACCAAAAGUGUACUUUUCAAUAUCAAAUGUACGCGACUUGUUGAAUCAUUGUGCUGCUUGCAUUGGAAGCAAUGUAUUGCUUAUAGUAUAAGGGAGGUAACUCUUCAUGCAGAGCUGUUGCCAGUCACUGCAACAAGGCUUUUGAAAUCCUUCAACACAGAAGAUUCCUUUUUGAAAAUCUUUUUUGAGAACCUGAUGCCAUGUGUUAAUGUAAUUGUACAAAUAUUCUUGUAUUACAAUAUAUAUGAAAGUUUGAGAUUUGAACCUAAAUGACACUUUUUUUCUCGUAAUGGAGCGGAGUAAAUUCUGACACCUGUUUCUGCUUCGUGGUAUUUUGUUGCAUGUACAGCCUCAUUGUGUUGAAUAAAAUACCAUAUGUCCACGUCCUGUCACAAGGAACAUUCAGAAUACUGUGUCCGAGUUGACUUUGAAUAGAUUGAGUUGACUCCACUGUUGAAUUCAUAUUUUGAUAUAAACUUGUAAGAUGUAUCUCUUUUGUUGUCUGUGAGCAUCAAGGCAAAAGUGUCAGAUCCAUGUUACAGGUGAUACGGGCUUAUCACAUUAUCAUCAGCAUUGGUUCCUAUAUUUGUCGGUGAUUCUGUGUGAAACAAUUACAACAAUGUUCACAAUUACCGUGUUUGACGUAAUAAGCGCCCAGGGAGCUCUCAAAAUUAGAACUAGGGGACUCUUAUUAGAAUAUUAUUUUGUCAAAAAAAAACAUAGUUGAAAGAUAAAUUUCGUGGUUUAUGCUGACAGUCUGAAAUGUUUAUAUACGAGAGAUAUAUUUUUCCAGAAUUUAAUUGCCCAUAAUUAAGGGUGCAUAUAACACACGAGUGCGUAUUAUACGCGAAUAAAUUAGUAUUGUGUACAUUGAUCAAUCGAAGGGUGCUAUUUUGAAUUGUUCACAAGCCAAUAUGUUAGCAAAUAUCGCUGUGGGUGCUUAUUAGAGCAGGGCACUAAUUACGUCGAAUACGGUAAGUCAAGAGUUCCUUGUCAUAACCCGAAAUUUAAAAGUUUUAGAUUUAGGGGUCCCGAGGUUCAAAUACAGCAGACAACCUCAAGAACCCCCUUAACUUCAAACACUGCAUCAAUAUGAUCUGAUUGAUAAGAUUAUAUACUGCUCAAAAGAAGUACAAAAACAGACAAUGUGUUCAUAUGACUAUUGUUAAGCUGUCAUAUGGGUGUUCCUUAACUUGUUUUGAGUAAUAUACAUGUGAUUUUCCUCUGAAAGCACUGUUGAUUUACGAAUGAUCUCUCAACUCGCUCGAUCUCUGUUACUGUUCGACAGAGCCAAAACACAUUUUAUGUCAAUAGCAAGUGUUUACUAGAAUUCAAAGCGUAUUAUUUUUGGUUUUGAGCAGAGCUAGUUUUUUUAAUCAGCAUCAUAUGAGUAUUUAUCUGUUUAAAAAGAUUACCUAGUUGUUAAAAUAUAUUGUUGUAUUUCGCUGAUAGUAAGGUAUCUUUGAGCAAUGUCUUUGGACACAGUAAAUUAGUCAUGCCAUUUUCGUUCAUUGUUUAUUUGUCAAAUGAGGUAUAUUUAAUGAGUCAUUCAGGGCCAAACUUCAGUUAAUAAAGAAUAUUGAGGGUAGGCUAGUUGUUAAAAGUCUGAAGGGGGGCACGGGUGGCCCAGUCGUCUGAGGCGCCGCGAUUCGCUGUGCAGCAAGGGUUGAAACUGGACUUAAUAGUCAGUUAACUCCCUUGCGUCGGGAAGAUACAGCUCUGAAGAUGACACUCAACUUGAAUCUUUGAUUAAUUCAGAAAUUAAACAUCCAUUCAAACCUCACAAUAUAAUUUCAAUGUUUAUACGUUUCCUUCUUCUAUCUUGAGGAAAGAAAUAAGCAAGAAAAAUUAUAUGGCAAGGAAAUAAGUUGGUCUUGCCCAAAGUAAUAAUAUUACAUUUUGAUGUUUAGUCUAUGAAACUAUCUAACACAGGUCUGGCAAAUAGGACAUAAGAUUGAUAUCGUGAUGCGAGGAUGGAUGACAACAUGACCUUAACUGUUGCCCUCUAGGUUCCUUUUUCAAAAGAUGAAACGUGUCUUAUUGGAAGUCAAUGGUAUUUGGAUACCAUUAAGAUGGGCCGUUGUGACUGUGAUUUGGAAUAUGAUCUGCUGGUAUUCAGUGGGACAUUUGGCAUUCUUGUCAUAAAUGUUAUUUAUUAGUCGGGUGUAAAUUUCUCUACAGUCAAUAGACUAGCAUCUUGUACCAAUUGUAUUUAGACCAGUGCUCACUUUGUAUAAACUUGUAUAAACCUUCCCGUUAGCAUGCUGUUGAUAGGACUUGAACUUGAUGAUUGUGUUCGCAAGCAGACAUCCUUGAUUAUCCAGGAUUUUUUAUCUCCGUUCUAUUAUGAUAAUACCCUGGACCCAUCCCAAAUGAUAGUUCACUCAGAAGUGAUGUCAUAUCUAAAUCUUUCCUAUCUCACACUUCACACAGAAUUUAUUUUCCUCAUGACUGAUUUGAUUUGAUUGCUAUUAUUAGCAUCGUGCCAUUUCAAAUCGGUAGUGAGUGAGUGAGUGGUCUUACGCCGCUUUUUAGCAAUAUUCCAUCAAUAUAUCGGCAGGGGACACCAGAAAUGGGCUUCACGCAUUGUACCCAUGUCGGGAAUCGAACCCAGGUCUUUGGCGUGACGAGCUAACGCUUUAACCACUAGGCUACCCGACCGCCCCCAAAUCGGUAGUGAAUGGUCCAAGGUACUUACCAUAGAAUGGAGAUGUGGUACACUGGAUAAUCGUGGGUGACAAGCAAGUGGUUCAUUGAGAACUGUAUCAUGGGGGGGAUGCUCGGAGUUGUCUCCCCUGGAGCCAUAAUGUUCGUCAGUACAAUGUGGAUGUAGACAGGAAAAUUGGGAUGUACAUUCAGCAUGGCCGGAGGUAGUUUCUCCAAGGAGAAUAAUAUGACUUGGUAGUUGGCCUAUCAGCAAGUAGAAAACAUUCUGAAGUGAAGGAUGGUAUGUAUCUUACAGAUCAGUAUUGAAGUAGGGUUUGCCCAGAUAUUUCAAGAAAUAAAUCUAUGACUGGUGUUAAAAAACAAACUCUCAUGUUAUCAUGUUUGACCUAAUGUUACCAUAUUUGACAUGUGCCUAGCGUAUACAAAACUUUCCAAGGUGCUUUUCAAAGAUCACCAGUCCCAUUUGAUCAUAUGACGGUCAGCUUUCGACUAAAAUUUGCUGUGCAGAGUUGCGUCCCCUGGGCAUGCCAGAAACCUAUGAUUGUGGGUUCGAAUCCUGGUUCGCCCGAUUAUGUUUCUAGGUUUGUCAGCACCAUACCCAUGCUCGUGGGUUUCACUGAAGUGGUAAACAUCCAAGACCUGCAACACUUCGGGCUUUCCUCCCACAUUAAGCUGACAUGCCGUGAUAUAACUGGAAUAAUGUUAAAAGCGGCGUUAACCCAACUCACGCCCUCACUCCCUAAAAAUAUAUAAAUAAUAGAAAUUUGUACUUGCUGCCUUCAUAGAAGACCAUUCCCUAAACAUGAGGUUCUGAACCAGGGCAUUAAGUGUUGACUCAAAUGUCCGGUAAGCAAUAUUUUAAACCGGACAUUUGAGAUUCCCAAUCGGACAUGUCCGGCGCAUAUGACGGUUUCCGGACCCCUGGUGUUGAGUAUGAUGGGUCAGUGAAUGAACUGCUGAAGCAUUUGUAAACCACUGCAUGAGACCCAUGGUCCUACCAGACCCAAGGUAACUGAGAGCUUAGUUCGGCAAGGCUGGAAACUCGACUUUUAUAGUCAGUUAACUCCCUUGCCUUGGGAAGAUGGUCAAUCUGGAGCUCCUUCAACAGUUAGUAUUAUGACUGGUCCAAUUGUUAAGAUAAGUCAGUUGUAAAAGUGUCAGCUUGCUGCUGACUGGUAAGAUUCUCAUAUAAAGGAUUGGUUGAUAAGUAGGCUUUCUGACUGAUAUGAUACAGGAACUUAACAUGGUUGCAAGGUCUUUCACACACAGCAGACAUUUAAUUUGUGUGGUCUUACCAAACAGCAACUAAGGGAUUAACUCUAAGAGAUGGUGUAAAUUCAAUAUUUUCUUGAUAAAAUUAUUUCCGAAUUAUUCAUCUAGGGAUAAAUCAUUCUGAAUGACUGAACAUUUUAAUCUGCUUUUGUCAUUAUUUGCUAAUCCAAUGAGUUCAGUGUGUACAGAUGAAUUGUAUGAUGCUCCCCAAUUGUAUAGUUGAGCUGUGUGUACUAGGCUUCCAGCUUGUGUACACUCGCAUCACCCCCCUCUUCAGUGUUUCAGCCAACAUGUCUGUGAUGUGUUGGCACUGGUGAGCAGUUAGUGUGCAUGUUUAGGCCAUGAUAAAUUAAUUAUUAGAUUUUCAUCCUCACCUGCCUCCGUACCGAACACCCCGCUUCACAUCUGUUUAUUGUCCCAAGUCCCUACCGAUGAAGAAAAUCAGUGUCCCGCCUCCCUUUCCCGAGUGAAAUACACCUUUUGCGUAGUCCUACCAAACAUUUAUGCGAGGCACAUCCGUUGACAGUUAAUGUACACACAUGCCUAGAUUAUUUUUUUGUUAAAAUAUUACAUUCAAAAUUAAAUGUUUCAACGUUUUUUAAGAAUUGGGGUGAAAAUUUAAUUAUGUAUUGUGGCUUAAUUCCCUUUCUGUACAUUUUCUUCUACAAAUCACAUUUUCUUUGCGCUAUGACAAUUAUAAUGAAUACUCAUACAUUUAUCUGUAUUUAUGGUACGUGGUGCUGAGAUCAACAUGGGUCUUGGCAAUUUUUUUGGAUAGUUUAGGUCAUUCAAGUUAAUUAGUUAUUUUUUUAUAAAAAAUUUUUUUUCAUGUAUGAACAGAACAUCUCUCUUGCUCCUUGUAUCAAUUAUGGGAUGCUAAUAUUCCGACUUUUAAUAUUGCCAGUCAAGUUGACUCAUUGAGAGAUGCUAGAUAUUUGAAACAUGGUGGACUAACGCACCCUGUAGAGAUUGUGAGGAAGAAUUAGAUCCAGGUACUGUCUUUACAUUGUCAACUAUAGUGAGAUGUGGGUGACCAGAAACGACCAAUUCUCAGCAGUGACGUCCCUGGCUGAUUUCGCAUUUGGUCUGGAGCAACUGGAUUGUUGCUCCCAUCACUGACCACCUGUUUAGAGAGGGGGGGAGGGGGGGGGGGGGGGGGGGGGGGGCUGAUAUGGCUGAGGAUGACCCGAAAACGUCAUGUACUUUUUUAGUAACUUCAUGAAUAUCUCUUCAUAUGAAGUGUGAAAUGUGAAUUUCAUAGGAACAUUAAAUAAAGCAGUCAAUUCAUAUUUUUCACAGCUAUUUUGCCCUAAACGCCACUUGGAAUCUGUUUCGGCGUAGUCAAGACUGGUUAUUCACUUGCAUUGACAUUUUGUAUUUAGUUAAUACUUACCCUCUGCUCAGUCUGGAGUGAUUACACCACAGUUCAGAAUAUGUAUGCAAAUUGUCUUUUCAAAUUGAAAUUCAAAUCCAGAUUGCAUGAUUUUUUUAUGUCAAGUGCUACUAGAUUGUUCUCACUGAAGAGUUCAGUGAGUGUUGUAUUCAUAAUUAAUAGCCAUAGCCAGUGUAGUGUAUUUUGUGGAAGGAUUUCAGUUUGAAGAGACAGCACAACACUUCAUGUUGACAAGGAGCCACUGUGUCCUUGAGGGAUUAGAUGUUACAAUUGGUCAAUUAUGCCAUUUGUUUUAUACAACUUUUAACAUUUGUUUGUCAACUGAAACUGUUUCUAUUUAAACAUGUAUCAAUUAUUGCCUUUGUCAAUGCCCAGUAAUUUCAUUAAAUACUGCAUCUUUUUU